Molecule: messenger RNA, 5696 nt
Organism: Aphis gossypii (cotton aphid)
Lineage: Eukaryota; Metazoa; Arthropoda; Insecta; Hemiptera; Aphididae
Product: ATP-binding cassette sub-family G member 1-like
Exons: 10
Coding region: 2852-4738 (628 amino acids)
Cellular component (GO): plasma membrane
Molecular function (GO): ABC-type transporter activity; ATP hydrolysis activity; ATP binding
Source: RefSeq, a predicted model, not a curated record
UCUUCGGUCAAAAUCAUUUUUCGUAUAAUUUAAUUAUAUUAUAUCGUAGAGUGUAUCAUUGAAUUCUAGUUUAAUACACUCAUAACUUAUUUACAGUGACCCAUUCGAAACCUAAUGUACAGCAGAGCGUUACCUGCCUAUCUUUUUUUGAUUUUAUAUUAUCGAUUUUUUUAUCCAAAUGCUUAUUUAAUGUUAAAGAACUUAACUGCCUUUGUUUUUUAUAUUUAUACAUCUUAUAUAGUUACACGACAUGUGCACAUAGUAUAAUAUUGUAACAACAGUAACCAAUUUUAUAUAGGCGUAUUGUAUAGGCAAUUUAAACAAAAUAUAAAUAAAAUGAACAUUUUAAGGAUAAUACAAAUAUUGGUAUUUCAAGCUUAUUUGCCUAAUUGCCUGUGAUAGACACUUUAGAUGUUCGUGUAAUUGUUGAAAAUCUUGUAGUAGUUCCACUAUUUUAAAUAAAAUGGUAAUAUGUAAAGUAACAUGGUAUACCUGGCACUUGCUAGAUUUUAAUUUUUUAUGACGCACCCAAAAAUGUUAAUAUACAUUAGUAUAAAUAUAAAUGUUUUGAGAAUUUAAUUGUGUAUAGAAAAUAUUAAAAUAAUAAUGAAUAUAAUUGCACAAAGUUUCAACUUUAAAGUCGUAACUUUUAAUAUUUUUGAAUUAGGUUGGCGCGGCAAAGUAACUAAAGCCAUUAGACUUUAUUUAGAGGAAAAACUAUUUUUUUAUAUGUAUCCGAUUUUAAUAAAACAUAAACUUCAAAUGUCCAUAAGAAAAAUUAUACAAAUAUAUUUUCAAUAUUUUUAAAUAAUGCUAAGAAACCAAAAAUGUAUUAUUCAGUUAUAAAUUUUAAUUUAUAUUUAAUUUUGGUAUGUUUAUCAGUUAUUGUGUUGAAAUCUGUAGUUGCAUCACUAUGUACUGUAAGUGUAAUAGAGUAUAGUGUGUACGGCUUCACUCGUUAUAUAUAAUAUGAGCACUAAGCAGAUAGAAAGGUACAGUGAUUAAUUAUUAAAAUAAUAUACAUAAUACUUGAAUAAUACUUGAAUAAUAGGCAUAUAAAUUAUUGUUUCAACCACUCUAAAUACCUAUAUAUUAUUAUAAUUAAAUACAUCCGUUUAACUAUUAUUACUCAUAAAUUUUGUAUAUUACAUUAUUUUGAAUGUAUCUAAAUGGAAUAUUACAUCUACAAUCUGACUUUAGUGGCUGAGUAUCAGAGUACCUACCUGCAGAUCGGAACUUUGCUUGUCGAAAAGCUUCAAUAAUACGCAAUAUCCCUCCAUUGAUUUGAUAACAAAUGCGCAUCGUAUAAAAUAUACAUAUGUACCUAUUAUUUUCAACGACUAUAAUGUGCGUGUAAUAAUAAUUGGGCAUGCGAAUUCAAUCCAUCAUAUUAUUUUUGGCCCAAUACAUUUUAUUCUUCGGUAAGUUAAAUUCACCUGUUGCAUCGUCUGACACAUCGCUUGUGUAAACAAGGACGUAGUCGACUUGGUGACUAUAUAUAUACUCAGAUAUCGUGCGCAAAUAUAAUAAGGAAGCAAAAUAUAUUAAUAGUUCAGUCUUGAAGAGUACUCAAGUAAAAGUAUUCAAAUGCUUUUGAAGAAGUACUUGGAAAAAAUAUUUUAAGUACUUAUUAAAGUCUUAUUUGUUUUGAACUAAGCGCAAUUUUUUUUGCUCAUGGACUACAUAUGUAUAUUGAUAGUUUAAUUCAAUACGUAGAAUAUAAUUUUUUACAGGAUUUAUUUAUAUUUAGUACCGUAAAGAUUAAUUAUGCAGUAUUAUGCAGACAAUUCUUAAAUAAUUUUUAGUUCCGUCAGUUUUGUAAGAUCUAAACAAGUAAAAUUGUUUAGGUAUAUUUACCAUUCAUUUUAGUCUAUUCUAUAAUCAUUAAUAUUACUGCAUGACAGUCGAAUGUGGUGUUUUUCAACUAGUACGAAAAAUGAUAAUUGUAUGUGAGUGAUAAAAGUGCAAAAGUAAAUUACAUACCUACUACUUUUGGCACGAAAAAAAAAUUGAAAAAUUAGUUUUAAAAGUUAUUAUGGCGAGACCGUUUAAGUUUAUCUUAUAUUAUAAAUAUUAUUUUAACCAUAUGUAUUGAUUAUAAAAUGUUCAAUACCUAAUUAUUAUAAUAAUAAUUAUCAAUUUAGGCUGCCUCCACUGCCAUCGUUAUAGACGAGCGCUGUUGUGCGGGCGUAGUAGCGUGACAAUAUUGAUAUAAAUGUGCGAUAACAUUGCUAUAGAGUAAUAUAAAAUAACAUUAUAAUACUCGAUCGACACCGAACGAACACUAUAUUAUGUACAGUUCAACGGUGACAGCGUGUGGUCGAUCACCGCGUUGAUGUUUUAUUUUUUUAACAGAAAAAUCGUUUAAACGUUUAAAGUGACUUCCCGCCGCCGCAGAAUACUGAGACUUGCGCACACCAACUGAAUAUUGUAAAUAUCAUAUUAUACAACAAGCGUUUGGUCCUAUAGUUUUUUUUAGCAGAAAUCGAUUUUUUACCCAGUUCGUUUUGCGUUAAUAUAAUUAAUAUAAUUAUGCGUGCACCAACCUAUCCGCUGGACUAUACAUGUCAAUUUUAAUAUUUUAUAAUAUUGGGACGUCGGGUUGACUCGUGAUGGGUAAACUUAUUGCCACCAGGAGUCUUAUUUUUAAAAUAAUAAUAUCGUCAUAUCACGUUCACAAUCUUAUCGGCCUGUACGGUGUUAGUAGUGUGAUGUAGCGUUUUUUAUAAAACUUGACUUUUCCUCCAUCGCUAUUUUUCUACUUAUCUAACUCUCUCUCUCCCUCUUUCUCACUUUCACUCUCACUCUCACUCUUUCUUUGUUUAUUUGAUCUUUCUCGAGUCUUGACGAAAUGUCCAAUCGUGACAAGUGCUACCAAACCGAAAACAACAGUGAAAACAUACGAACCACCGGACUGCAAUUGCUUCCGAAAAAGCCUGAAGUCCACUUGUCGUUCGAAAGUCUCACCUAUACUGUGAACACCUACAGAAAAUUAAAAAAAGUGAAAAAGAAGAUAUUGCAUGGCAUUGAUGGCAGUUUCAGGUCCGGACAACUAACGGCCAUCAUGGGACCGUCUGGUUGUGGCAAGAGCACAUUACUCAACGUACUCGCCGGAUACUCGAUAAGUGGAAGUUCAGGCCAAGUGUAUUUAAACGAAUCGUUGCGAGAUGAAAAACAAAUGGCGAACAUCAGCUGCUACAUACAGCAAGACGAUUACGUACGUGACCUGUUGACCGUCAGGGAGUCGAUGACAGUGGCUGCACAUCUCAAGUUACCGACAACCGUGUCGGCUAUAUCAAAGGCCAGCCAAGUGGAAGACUUGCUUGACGCGAUUGGUUUGUCCGUUCACGGAGAUACCAUCACCAAACGCCUCUCCGGAGGCCAGAAAAAAAGACUGUCUAUCGCUUUAGAGCUAAUAACCAACCCGUCAAUAUUGUUCUUAGACGAGCCCACCACCGGUUUGGACAGUCAAUCUUGCAGAAAUUUGGUAUCACUGAUGAUGAACUUAGCUCACAAUGAAAGUCGUACCAUGGUGUGUACACUACACCAGCCUAGUGCUUUACUAUUCGAAAAGUUUGACCAAGUUUAUGUGUUGAGCUCGGGUCGAUGCAUUUACCAAGGACCACCUAAAUUAGUUAUUCCUUACUUUGCUGAAAAUUCCGUUAUAUGUCCACCGUACCAUAAUCCAGCCGACUUUUUAAUCGAAGUGGCCAUAGGCGAAUAUGGUACUGGUGUACUUGUUGAAUUGUUUGAUAUAACAAAACUCACGAACAUAAAUGACCGCAACAAGUGUCUAACAAUUUCUAAUGAAGACAACGAAGCACAACUUGAUAAUGGCGAGUACCAGAAAAACAACAAUACCGAUAACAAACGAUUACCAUAUAAAACCGAGCUUUUAAAUAAACCUCCGUUUUAUAUACAGACAUAUCAUUUAUAUUGGCGAAAUGUAAUCAUGUACAAACGUAACAAAACUAACGCGAUGUUGCGGAUCACCGUCCAUUUCGCCGUAGCCCUCCUAGUCAGUUAUAUAUACCGCGGAGUGGGAAACGACGCGGCUCGAGUGCUCGACAACAUGAAGUUCGUGUACGGUACCAAUUUGUUCUUGGCUUACACCGGUCUGAUGGCCGUCAUCGUUUCUUUCCCAUUAGAGUACAUGGUCUUGAAGAGAGAACACUUCAACGGUUGGUACACACUUUUCCCGUACAUGGUGUCCGUAUUGCUGGUCGAAAUACCGCUUCAGCUAUCGUGUUGUCUCGCCUACAUCAUACCGGCGUACAUGAUCACUGACCAACCAUUAGAAAUUAUCCGAUUCGGUUACUUUGCCGUUUUCCUGGUGGCCACUUCCCUAACGUCUCAGAGUGCAGGAUUCUUGUGUGGUGCAACUAUGCCAUUGAAGAUAUCUGUGUUCGUUGGACCAGUAUCGUUGGCGCUACUCUCCAUGUUUGGAUUUGCGAUAAGGUUUUCGGACAUACCUGCCAUGUAUGUGUGGCUGCAUCAUUUCAGUUUCGUUAGGGCGUCGUUCCAGAGUCUUUUGUACUCGCUGUACGGCUUCACUAGGGGAAUUUUACCGUGCUUCGACGAAAUGUAUUGCCAUUACAAGAACCCAAUGAAGUUUCUUACCGAAAUGGCAUUCGAUCAUAUGAAUAUUAACCCUGAACUUUUGUACGUGUGUUUCUUUUUCUUGUGCACUUAUGUGCUGACAAUAACUGUCAUAUGGUACAAACUGAACAAACGAUAGAUCUCACUCGAAAUCUAACCUGCAAUAGGAUUGAAGAAUCCUUGUUAUAUUAUUAUUAUGUCACAUAAAUUAUUUGUCUGAUAUGCAUUAUUAUAUUAUCAGUUUGAAUUAUUUUUGACGAUGUGGUCACUUUUUAACGUGAGUUAUUAUUAUAUUGAAUUGUGUCAUAAUAAUAUAAAUUAUUCGAUAACAUAUUCUUAUGCAUGUUUAUUAUUUAGAGAUCAAAUUAUUAAUUUACUGACCCUUUUACGACCCAUAUGAUAUGAAUUCAACGAAAAUUCAAAACUUUCAAUAAAUUAACUGAUGUCCCUUAAAGUCCCAACAAUUAUAAGUGUAUAACCAUAUACUACAUAAAGAUCUGACAGUACAAAAUUAUACUUCUAUAAAAUACAAAAUUGUAAUUCAUAAUUAACUACCUAUACCCAACCUUGUAAUGAAACACCAUCAUCAUUUUCCAUACUAAACCACUCUCUACGAAGGUUAUCAUAACUCAAUUGGUUACGGGAUCUUCUGCUUUAUGAUCAAAAUAACAUUAUAAGAAAAAAAUUUAAACUAAAAUAGCUAUUAAAUUACUGUAGAAAUAUGUAAACAGAGAAACCAAUGGGUCAUGUGUAAUCAACAGUUUAAUUUCUAUAUUGUUUUACACUUUUCACGUUUAAUUGUCAAUCUCUCAACAAAAUAAAUAGUAAAUAUCGUGAAAAAGUAAACAAAAUAUACUUAAAUUUAUUGCACUUGUGGUAUUCUCAAACCGUUGCUACUUUAUUGUAUAGAUGAAUAUUCACAUUGUAAUCGUGUUCUUAAAAAAAAAAAAAAAAACUGUAUUUUAAAUUUAUUAUUUUAAUAUUAUUCUUUAAAAUGUUCAAAGCGAGUAUGUACUUACUAAUCAUCACUUUUUUUUUUAUCUUACUAUACUAUAUUAUGUUUAUGUUACAAUAUAGGUACAAUUUGUUAUUUGUUA